AAUGAUUUAUGUUGACAAUCACAUAAGAAAAUUUUACAUUUCAAAAUCUCAAUAUAAAAUUACAUGGAAUUUAAAAAUAAUAUUUUUUCAAAUAAUUAUUGCUGAUAAUUAUAAAAUUUCAAAUCAAUAUCCUUCUAUAUGAUGUAAAAAAUAUAUAUACAUAUAUAUUUUUCAAUAAAAACAACCUGGUGAAAUGGCAGCUCUUAUCAAGAAACGAGUCCUCGCAGAAUUUAAUCAAAGCCAAGUCGUAACUGGAGAACCGCCGAUAAAACGUCUUCGAACACUGCGUUUGCAGUCGAGCAGCAGCACAAAAAAUGGAUCAGACGUUUGUUCAGCUCUGGCUUACGUUGAAUGUCUGGAGAAAUGCAAAGGCGGGAACGAUGCACUGCAAUUACUGGUACGAAUAUCCGACACCCUGUCACGAAUGUCCUCUGAAGAUGUCCCAUUGACAGUUACCAAGUUGAUUGAACGGUUCGGAAUAGAAACUGAAGCUGCAGUGAGAGCUAAAAUUCUCUGGGUCCUAGCAGAGCUGGGAGAAGUGACCAGUCACUCGUCGGAAAAAGUGAGAAUAAUUGACGAAACGUCUCGUUUGUUAAAAAAUGAAGAGUCACAUCGAGUAAUAAGUCAAGGGUUAUCAACGUUAUUGAAACUUGGAGACUAUCAUCGCUUGGGAGUUUUGAAAAUAGCCCGGGAACAUUUAUCAGAUACUUGGCACGGUGUCCAGACACGUUGUCUCUCAAUAAUAGGACGUUAUUUGUCAUUGAACUCAAGUGAUGACACUCUGGUACUUGUAAGUCAUUAUGCUAGAUCACAGGAUCCUCGAGUUCGUGCAGCAGCGUUUGAAACAAUGGCAGAACUUCAUUCGGAACGCGGUUGCAGGUUGACUCCUAAUUUCUUUUCCGAAGCUUGCAGUGCUCUUCGCGAUGACUAUGAAAUAGUAAGACGGGCUGUACUGAAGCUAAUUUGGAUGCUGGGUAUCGAGUAUCCAGAAAAUAUAAUCGUCGGUACUGAUGGCGAAGACACUCGAAUGAUAGACAGCGCGUUUUCAAAACUAUGUGGACUGAUGGGUGAUUUGUCACCACGAGUUCGCGCCACAGCAAUGAGUUUGAUGGGGGCUAUGAAGAAGGUCUCGAGUAGAUACAUAGAGCAAGCUUUGGAUAAAAAGCAAAUGCGCGUUGAAGACGAGGGCUCUGAAAUAGAAGAACGCAGUGCAUCGUGCGGAGCUUUUAUCCACGGACUUGAGGAUGAGUUUCUAGAAGUCCGUACAGCUGCUGUCGAGUCACUCUGCACUUUGUCUCUGGAACGGCCGGCGAUAGCCCGAAUCGCUUUGGACUUUAUGGUUGAUAUGUUCAAUGAUGAGAUCCAGGAUGUCAGGAUAAAAGCCAUUGAGUCGUUGAGAAAAAUGUCUGCGAGUGUUACUCUUCAAGAAGACCAACUAGAGACAAUUUUAUGUGCAUUAGAAGACUUUUCAGAUGAAGUUAGAGAAGGGUUGCAUGCAACUCUCGCUGCCAGUCGUCUCGCUACCAGAAAUUGUCUCCACAUGUGUGUCAAUAGACUUAUUGAUAAUUUGACGAGGUAUCCGCAGGACAAAGACAGCAUCAGAAGCUGUCUAGCAGCUCUCGGUGCUUCUCAUCCGUACCUAACAUUGCCACUGGUACCACAAUUGCUUGGACGGCAUCCAUUCUUUGACACUCCCGAGCCAGAUGUUGAUGAUCCCUCUUACGCGAGUGUCCUGGUAUUGAUAUUCAAUGCGGCUCUACACUGUCCUAGUAUGCACGCACUUUUUUCCGAACACGCGGCUAAACAUUACCACUAUCUGCGAGACACGAUGCCGCACUUGGUGCCACGUUUGCGACCAGCUUUGGUUCGAGCACCCGGAGUCGAUGUGGAUGAGAAGGACGAAAAGACUUGCGAUCAACGAGGCCAAGAGUUCUUGGAGAGGAUGGUCGCUGGUGUCGAGAAUGCAAGACCUGGUGGUAAAGUCUACGUACAAUUACUAGAAGCUGCUGCUGUUGAUCUUGACAGGUUGGCUGAAAUGGACAAAAAAAUGGAAGGCGCCUCCCAUUUUACUGCGCUCUAUGUACGAUGUCUUUUACUACUGCGGUCUGUUAUCAAAGAAAUAACUCAGUCGCAAACAGAUUCGAUGCCAAUGAAUACUUUGCCUUCGUCAAAUAGCAACAUUUUGUUGCUAUUAAAAAAUGUCCAGCAAUUACAGCAUCUGUUUGUUGGAUUAGAAGAGAAUGAAAUAAUUCUUGCCACAGACGUUUGGUUGAAAGCACUAGCCGUUGAGUUGAUAAGAAUAACAAAAAGUGCAACUGGCAGCGCACUGCCACUGGCAAGACAAUUUUUGUCCGAAGCUGAUUCGCUACCCGAAGAUACAUCAAAAUUGCCACCAUUUUCCCGGGCACUAGUGAUGGAAAUUCCUACCAUGGCGGACGCUAAACCUGGAUCUCUAUCACGGUUACUGUUACCUCUUCUGACAACUCCACCAGCACAUGGAGAAGAACGACUGCCGCGUCCCUCAGUUACUACUAAAUUAUGCCGCGCAAUUAUUGAGGAACCUCGCGGAGACGCUGAUGCGGCUCUCAAAUUCACGGGCGGUCUUAUUCUCGGAAUACCUCUCACUGCUAAAAUCCUAAACCUCCGUGACCCGAGUACUAUCAGAAUUAAAUUACGACAUCCUGAUCAACAGGUGCAACUACUGCUGCCUAAAAAAGCGGAUUUGAGGCCGCAAAAUCCCGAAGGAACUGAUUACAGAUUAAAGACAACUGUCUUGUUGUCUCAUCAAGUCUGGAUGGAGGCUUGCAACGUUGAAGUGUCGAUUGCUCUCCUGGUGUCUUCAUCUAAUGCUUGUACUUAUUCACCAAAUGAUGAUCCAUAUAUUCUAGAGCUUUGUAAACCGACUAAAGUCUCCAUCGCACCUAAACCCGUCAAACGAGCGAUAUAAAUUUAGCUAUAUCUUUUUCUCUUAUAUUAAUUAAGACUUAUGAUAUGAUAUAAUUAAUUGUAAUUAAUAUUUUUUAUAAUAACAACA
Microplitis demolitor is the source of this 3034-nucleotide messenger RNA. RefSeq names its product integrator complex subunit 4 (gene IntS4). Gene Ontology annotation, biological process: snRNA processing. Gene Ontology annotation, cellular component: integrator complex. The record is from RefSeq and is a predicted model, not a curated record. NCBI's taxonomy places the organism in Eukaryota, Metazoa, Arthropoda, Insecta, Hymenoptera, Braconidae. Bases 194 to 2947 code for a protein of 917 amino acids. The transcript is spliced from 3 exons.